Molecule: messenger RNA, 645 nt
Organism: Pteronotus mesoamericanus
Lineage: Eukaryota; Metazoa; Chordata; Mammalia; Chiroptera; Mormoopidae
Gene: EDN3
Product: endothelin 3
Exons: 5
Coding region: 1-645 (214 amino acids)
Biological process (GO): vein smooth muscle contraction; regulation of vasoconstriction; intracellular calcium ion homeostasis
Cellular component (GO): extracellular region
Molecular function (GO): hormone activity; endothelin B receptor binding
Source: RefSeq, a predicted model, not a curated record
AUGGAGCUGGGGCCGUGGCUCCUUUUCGGACUCACAGUGACCUCCGCCGCAGGAUUGGCGCCUGCUGGCAGGAGCAGCGUCCCCCAGUCCCCCGCUGUGUCCCGCCCGGACGGGGACAUCGAGGAGACCGUGGUCACGACUGCAGGGCAGGGUCUAAGUCGCGGGGGCCCUGGGCAGGAGCAGGGACCAGAUCGGUCUGGGGACCAGGCGGCCAAGGGGGGCCCUGUGCGUCCCCGAGCCAGGCGCUGCACGUGUUUCACCUACAAGGACAAGGAGUGUGUCUACUAUUGCCACCUGGACAUCAUCUGGAUCAACACCCCUGAGCGGACUGUGCCCUAUGGACUGUCCAGCUACAGAGGAGGGGUGCGUGGCAGGAGGUCCGCACGGCCGUUUCCACGGAGCCCACAGCCCUCGGAGUGGACACGGCGCUGCGCCUGUGCGGCAAGCCACGACGCGGCCUGCGUGCGCUUCUGCGCUGGGACCCUGGCCAUCGGCAGGACCGCAGGAGCCACGGAAACACCGGGCCAGGAAGGGGCGGCGCUGGUCAGCGGGGCGGACGGAGGCCUGCAAGCAAGGAGGCCCUCAGGGUCUCCCGCGGCCACACUGGAUGCAUUUGUCAUUCUGUCAAUCAGGACUCGUUAUUAA